CCCCCUUGAGGAAGACAUAUAGCUUGCAACAUAUGCCACACUGUGGUCUGCUUUAAUGCGUGUAAAUUCUCUUGUCGGAGCAUAAGACAAAUCUGAAUGGGGUCAGAGUAGUGCUGUGUUGCAAGAUGCGAGGGCCCGUGCGUUGGGUUUUAUGGGACGUGAAGGACACGCUGUUAAGGGUCCGGCGCUCUGUCGGUGAACAGUACAGUAGCGAGGCAGAGCGAGCCGGACUGAAGCUGCCAGCCGAACAAGUAGAAACUGCUUUCAGACAGGCUUACCGGCAGCGAUCUCGUCUAUUUCCCAACUAUGGCAGAGCUCAGGGAAUGGGCAGCCAGGUCUGGUGGACCGGACUAGUGCGGGACACUUUUGCCCAGUGUGGGGUAGAUGACCCUGCGCUGCUGGACAGACUGGCCAACAACCUCUAUUACAACUUCUGUGGACCAGAAAACUGGGAGGUGUUUUCUGAUUCUAAUGGCACCCUGAAGUACUGCACAGCUUUGGGAUUGAAGCAAGGCGUUGUCUCAAACUUCGACAAGCGUUUGGAAGGGAUCCUCAGGGGAUGUGGCCUCCUGACUCACUUCUCAUUUCUUCUGACCUCAGAAGAAGCUGGGGUAGCUAAACCAGACCCUGCCAUUUUUGCCCAGGCCCUGGAGCGGUGUGGCGUGCCAGCCACCAGUGUAGCUCAUAUAGGGGACCAUUAUGUAAAUGACUAUCUCACUUCACGCUCAUUGGGUAUUCGGGGUUACCUGCUUGGCAGGCAAAAUUGUCUUGGACACCUUGAUGUUCCCCCACAACAUAGAUUACUGAGCCUAGAUGAACUACCAGCUCGACUGCAACAGGAAACAGACUAAGAGUGUACAAUUUUCUCUGAUACAAUUGACUAACAUGUAAUCACUGCAGGUCUAACUAAUUGAAACUUAUUUUUAUUGGACCAGAUCUGCAGUUUCUGUGCUUGUUUGGAACGAUGAAAGGCUAAAUGAAAGCCUAAGCAUUAGAACAAUACAAAAAUUGUGUGGUAUUAUACCAUAUGUACUACUAACACUUUAGUUAGAAUGAAAUUACUGUCAAUAUUUUAAUAAAAUCGUCAGAUUGUG
Messenger RNA from Myxocyprinus asiaticus (Chinese sucker), 1094 nucleotides. RefSeq names its product haloacid dehalogenase-like hydrolase domain containing 3 (gene hdhd3). The record is from RefSeq and is a predicted model, not a curated record. The transcript is spliced from 2 exons. Bases 126 to 851 code for a protein of 241 amino acids. Lineage: Eukaryota; Metazoa; Chordata; Actinopteri; Cypriniformes; Catostomidae.